This is a messenger RNA of Zingiber officinale, 429 nucleotides long. Its product is annotated as cytochrome P450 71A1-like. Lineage: Eukaryota; Viridiplantae; Streptophyta; Magnoliopsida; Zingiberales; Zingiberaceae. The coding region runs from base 1 to 429 and encodes 142 amino acids. Gene Ontology annotation, molecular function: iron ion binding; heme binding; oxidoreductase activity, acting on paired donors, with incorporation or reduction of molecular oxygen. The record is from RefSeq and is a predicted model, not a curated record. The transcript has a single exon.
AUGUCUGCUGCUCCUUCGGCCGCCGGAGAGGAGUCCCAGCAGGGCCUCCAAUUCAUCUUCGCGGCACUCCUACUCCUCUCCUUCACGUUGGUGCUACUCUUCUACCUCCGCCGCGAGAAGGCGGACGACGAAUCCAGCAGGCUCCGCCUCGCACCCGGUCCGCCGGGGCUCCCGGUCAUCGGCAACCUCCACCAGCUGAUCGGCGGACUCCCCCACCGCUCCCUCCAUCUGCUCUCGGCUGCCUACGGCCCCCUCGUCCGCCUCCAGCUCGGCCGCGUCCCCGCCCUCGUCGUCUCCUCCCCCGCCCUCGCCCGCGAGGUACUCAAGACGCACGACCUCGCCUUCUGCUCCCGCCCCGACCUCACGACCUGGCGCCGCCUCUCCUACGGCGGCCUCGACCUCGCUCUCGCCCCUUACACCCCCCGCUGA